Molecule: messenger RNA, 2247 nt
Organism: Micropterus salmoides (largemouth bass)
Lineage: Eukaryota; Metazoa; Chordata; Actinopteri; Centrarchiformes; Centrarchidae
Exons: 3
Coding region: 725-1450 (241 amino acids)
Source: RefSeq, a predicted model, not a curated record
UAUUAGUAUUUCCCACAGGAAUCCUGUGACCCACAGGUUUCUCGAAAAAAUGUCAGCCCCCACCCUGCAGUUCCUUUUCUGGCAUUGACGAAUAAAGGGACAGUCUAAAAUAUAUCUAAAUGAACUUAACCGCUGACACUUUGUAAAAUCUAUUUGCAUGGCCCAUCAACUAACUGAUUUUCUAAAAUUCAACUAUUUGCUCGUUUCUCUCUAAAGACUUUGUUCCUUUAAUUUAUUCCAUUAGUAUUUGAUGAACUCUGACCUCCUGUUGUUGUUCCCAGAUACAUGACGGAAAAUGUAUUAAUGAAUAUAAAUACAUUACUUACUACCACUACAAUCUAUAGGUUUCUGUUUCUACAUGUAGUUCUAAUUUAGCUAUAAUUGUUCAUUUUGUCAUUUCUAUUUCUCUGAUCAUGAGCUGGACAAAUGAAGGUCUGUUUCAGUGUCACUCUAACAUCCUUACUCCCACUUCACCGAACACAAACCUGAAAGUCAGAUUCUACACUCAUGUAAAAGUAUCAUAACCACUCUGUGACUUGCACGCCCUGCAUUUUUUACACUAAAGUAAUGAGCCACAUAACGUGAAAUACCUGUGUGGGUGCACAGGGCUGUUAAUCCACUCAAAGAAUUCUAUUGAUGAUGUUUCCUCAAUCAUGAAAUUCCAUUUCAGGAUCUCACUAACUCUUGACACUUUGGAUCUCUGACUUCUUGACAAAAACCAAGCAUGGCUUACCUGAUCUGGCUGGCAGUGGUGCUGGCUGUCUCCCUGUUGCUGUUGCUGUUGCUGUGUGCAUUUCUGAACCAAAACAGGUGUGCUGUGAACCAUGACUGGCUUCCUGUGGACCAAAACCCGCCCCCUGUGGAUCAAAACUGGCCCCCUGUGAACCAAAACUGGCUGCCUGUGGACCAAAAUCCGCCCCCUGUGGAUCAAAACAGACAUUCUGUGGACAUAAACCGGCUUACAACAAUUUUAAAUGGCAUCUUGAGAGAGUACAGAACAGAUGGCAUGUUCUGUCUGACUGUAAGGAUCCCAGACAACCAGAACCAGGACCUGGACCAAAUUCUUCAGCAAGUCUUUGACAGUGAUCCUGGUGACAUUGUGAUUAAUACGAUCAACAAUAACCAGGUGUACAUUGGCAACAGGGUGGUUGCAGCCAAAGUUCUGCCACGGGCCAAUGGAGGAGCUGAUCACGCAGAGUCACGUGUUGUGGACUACCUGGACCACUUGUUCAGGCCUAAUGACAAUGAUAAUGACUUGUUGCUUUUCUAUGUUUAUGCUUCCCCAUGUGAUAAAAAAUGUUUAAAUGACACACAUCCUGAGAACAUUCUCCAGAGGAUACAAGUCAUGUGUCAACUUAAGAAUCGUGCGUUUGUGUUUCAAAAACCAUUCAGACCGAGCAAUGGUCAAUUGAUCAGUACUGACCAAGAACGGAUUGACGCCCUGAGAUAACAUAUUCCGAUAUGAUUGGAUGCAGUGCAACAGAUGCUUCAUUGGUGGACAGGUUGCACCUCAUUGUUUUAAGUGAUAGUUAACAGUCUGCAACCGGACCUCCAGGGCAACGGAAAUUCCUAAUGCUUAAAAUGCUCUAAAUCAUUUGUUUUCAUUUAAUAACUUCCAUCUCAGUGUCUGGUCACACCAGAAAGUGGCACCACUGAAUCCAUCAAUCCAUAUCCAAAAUAGGAUAGUGCAUUAAGGUUAAUAAGAUAUCUUCCUCCUUUUAGGCCCCUGUGGUUCUCCAUUUACUUUUUUCUGAUUUGUAAAUUACCCUCAGUAUUUACAGAUCAUGUCACUGUACUCUAUACGUCUGUUAAGCAUUACCAAGUCCUCUGUGUGGUGGCAGAAAAUGUAUCUUAUCUUAUAUUCAUGCUAACAAUUAUAUAUCUACCAGUGUGUGCUUAUUGUAUCCUUCUCUGGCAUUAUACGGUCCACUAGGACAUGCCAAAGUUUGUGUGUGUAAGAACAUCUGGGAAAUUGUUGUGUGUUUUGCCUCUCCCCAUGGGAAGUUGAGCUUUCAAGGGCAAUGUGUGAGGAAGCAGUCUCCCUGCUCUAAAUGUUAUGUUUAUCCUCUGCUCGGGGCCAGAUGUCUGAUACUGCCCUAGGUAGUAGGCAUCUGAACCAACAGAAUCCUUUUUUUGCACUUCCUUGUUUCUUCCUUCCUUAAAUGCCAAAAGACAACAGUUUGUUGUAAUAAAUAUACUAUUUUCAUGAUGUAAUUUUCUUAUCUUUCUGAUUAAAGCUUGGCUCAG